This is a messenger RNA of Cryptomeria japonica (Japanese cedar), 1628 nucleotides long. RefSeq names its product protein DEHYDRATION-INDUCED 19. Lineage: Eukaryota; Viridiplantae; Streptophyta; Pinopsida; Cupressales; Cupressaceae. The record is from RefSeq and is a predicted model, not a curated record. The coding region runs from base 417 to 1127 and encodes 236 amino acids. The transcript has 5 exons.
CACACUAAUCUUACCGGCUAUAGCCCACCUGCAAGUUCCAGAACUGAAAUUAUAUAUAUAAAUAUGCUGUCUACAGAAAUCUGUAUACGUGAUCUUGUAUUUAUUUCUGUGAUAAUAUCUUCCUCGUUUACCGUUUCCUUAUAUUGAGAAAUAUAGGAUCGGGAACGUUUAUCCACUUCCUUGUUUACUCGAUCAGUAUUUUUCUUGUGAGUGCAUUAAAUUACAUGUCCGGAGGUCAAGGGUUCGAAAAUUGACCUGGUACAGGGUUUUAUGCACCCAGCUUGAUUGUUCGGGAAUGAUUCUUUAUAUGCACUGAAUAUUUGGAGUUUUAGUUAGUUUUAAACCGAGGGUUUUGAAUAUCCACUGAGAUUUUGGUUUGGGGAGACGGAAAAAUUUGUUCAAGUGUAUCGGACGAUAUGGAUGCCGAAUUAUGGGCCGCUCGUGUUACUGCCGCUAAGCGCCAUCAUGCCGUUCAUUAUAACACAGCGGAGUGGGCUUCUUCUCGUAUUGUUACAGAUAGGCACUUUGGCUUUGAUGAUUUGGAGGGGGAUGAUGAUAUGCGGGCCGAUUUUACUUGCCCAUUUUGUUAUGAAGACUUUGACAUCACAUUGCUUUGCUAUCAUCUUGAGGACGAACAUUGCUUGGAGACAAAGAAUGUGGUAUGUCCUGUAUGCGCAGUUAAAGUUGGGCGGGAUAUGGUUGGGCAUAUAACUCUUCAACAUGGUCAUUUGUUCAAGAUGCAGCGUAGGAGGAGAUUUCGUAAGGGGGGGAUAGCCUCUAAUUCCACACAUCCAUUUCUGGGCAAGGAGUUCCGAGAGGGGCAGUUAAAUCCUCUUUUGGGAAGUGCUUCCUCUUGUGUUGUUUCUGCUUCUAGUGUAGCACCGGAUCCUCUACUCUCUUCUUUUGUGUAUAAUUUGUCAGUUUCUGAGACUAGUGAUGAACAAUUAAAGCCAAGUAUGUCUCUAGAAGAAAACUCAAUGAAGAACUCUCCUGAUGUGCAAGUGAUGGCCAGUGCUGACUCAUCUUUAACCAUGGAAGAAAGGGAACACAAGUUUGAAGAGGAGAGGAGGCGGGCGGCAUUUGUGCAGCAGUUAUUGCUGUCUACAAUCAUGGGUGAAAAUUUAUAACUUGGAAUGCUUAUAAAUAUAUAUGAAAUCACUCCUCAUCUUUGGGCUCUUAACAACCGUGGUAUCCUGCAUUUCUUCCCAACAAUGUAAAGAUUGCAGAUGUUGAGGCUGCUACUUUCUAAAGUGGCCAAACUUGCCCUCCAAUGUAUCAGGCCAUGACUUGCCUGCCUGGACUUGGUGCUGAUAUAAUAAGGAGUAUGCAAAAAAAUGGGUGUCCCGUGCUUGAGCUUGAUGUUUUUCUUGCAUUGCAGAAAAUUUCUCAAGAUGUUGCAUGUUUUAAAGGCAUUCUUCCUGAAGGCAUCAAGAAUGAGUCGACGCAGACAAAUACAGCUAGUUCAUCUAUUUAUUCUUAUUUGAAGUACUCAAAUGUUGAGAUGGGUAAAUUUUAGAUAGAUCUCUUUCAUUAUGGGUAAAAGAAAUUACAAAUUUACACGUUUUUGUAUGAAUUUCACUUCAACUGGAAGUUAGAGAUAAUUUUAGUGUUCUUUUACUUAAAUCUCA